Messenger RNA from Lethenteron reissneri (Far Eastern brook lamprey), 1848 nucleotides. Its product is annotated as dynein axonemal heavy chain 1-like. The record is from RefSeq and is a predicted model, not a curated record. Gene Ontology annotation, molecular function: dynein intermediate chain binding; dynein light intermediate chain binding; minus-end-directed microtubule motor activity. Gene Ontology annotation, biological process: microtubule-based movement. Gene Ontology annotation, cellular component: dynein complex. Lineage: Eukaryota; Metazoa; Chordata; Hyperoartia; Petromyzontiformes; Petromyzontidae.
UCUCUGUGUCUCUCUCUCUGUCUCUGUCUCUCUCUCUGUCUCUCUGUGUCUCUGUCUCUGUGCCCAGGGUCCGAGGGCGGAGGCUCUGAUGCGAUCGUCGAUGGAGCGAGGCCGCUGGCUCUUCCUGCAGAACUGUCACUUGGCGCCCAGUUGGAUGCCCACGCUGGAAGCCCUCGUCAGCGGCAUCGAGCCGGACAAGGUGCACCGUGACUUCUGUCUGUGUGUCACGAGUCUGCCCAGUCCCCACUUCCCCGUGUCGCUGCUGCAGAACUCCUCCAAGAUGGCGCUGGAGCCUCCACGUGGCGUCCGCAGCAGCCUCGUAAAGGCCUUCGCAGGCCUCAGCGAGGACUUCAUCUCCUCCUGUGCCAAGCCGACGGAGUUGAAGUGUCUGCUGUUGGCCCUGUGCCUGUUCCACGGCGUGUCUCUGGAGCGCCGCCGCUACGGGCCGCUGGGGUUCAACGUCCCAUACGAGUUCACGGAGGGUGACCUCAGCAUCUGUGUGAGCCAGCUGCACAUGUUCCUGGGAGAGUACAGCAGCGUCCCCUUCAAGGUGCUCAGGUACACGGCGGGGCAGAUCAACUACGGUGGGCGCGUGACGGACGACUGGGACCGCCGGACACUCUGGGAGCUGCUGAGCCACUUCUACAGCCCCGAGAGCCUGGACCCCACACACAGCUACACCGAGUGUGGCACCUACAGGCAGAUCGCCUCCAACACUGAGCUGUCGGGCUACUUGCAGUACGCCCGCAGCCUGCCCCUCACAGACUCCCCGGCCGUGUUUGGGCUGCACCCCAACGCCAGCCUCACACUGGCGCACAGCGAGGGAGCGGCGCUGCUGCUGGCGCUGCUGCAGAUGCAGCCGCAAGACGCCGCUAGCGCUGCCGCUGGUGGUGGCGUUGCAAAGUCACGCGACGAGGUGGUGGAGGAGGUGGCUAGGCGCGUUCUCGACGAGGUCCCGGUGCCGCUGGCUGAGCGCGAGCUCGUGGAGAAGUUCCCCGUCCGCUACGACGAGUCCAUGAACACGGUGCUGGUGCAGGAGGUGCUGCGCUACAACCGUCUGCUGGAGGCUGUGCGCUGCAGCCUGCAGGCCCUGCUGCGUGCUCUGCAGGGCCUCGUGGUGAUGUCCUCCGAGCUCGAGUUGAUGGCUCACAGCCUGUACACCAACGCCGUGCCAGCACUGUGGCAGGCCAAGGCGUACCCCUCCCUGAAGCCGCUGGCUCCGUGGCUCUCCGAGUUGUCCCGCCGCGUCGACUUCGUGAGCCGCUGGGCGGCCUCCGACGGCCCCCCGGCCUCCUUCUGGAUCGGGGGCCUCUUCUUCCCGCAGGCCUUCCUGACGGGCACCCUGCAGAACCACGCCCGCCGCACGGGCACCGCCAUCGACGCGCUCUCCUUCACCUUCCAGGUGAUGCGCGAUCCGGCCGAGGCCCUGGUGAGGCCUCCGCCCGACGGCUGCUACAUCUGGGGCCUCUUCCUGGAGGGCGCCCGCUGGGACGCGCCCAGCGGCCUCCUAGCCGAGUCGCUGCCGCGGCAGCUCCACACCCCCAUGGCCGUGCUGUGGCUCAGGCCUCGUGUCCAGCAGCAGCAGCAGCGGCAGCAGCAGCAGGAAGGGGAGCAGCAGGGAGGGCUCGGCGGCGAUGGCGGCGAUGGCGACACAGAAGCCGGAGUCUACUGCUGCCCCGUCUACAAGACGUUGGCGCGAGCUGGAACGCUGUCCACCACCGGUCACUCCACCAACUUCGUGAUGGCCGUUGACCUGCCGAGUGACCGCAAGCAGAGCCACUGGGUGAAGCGUGGAGCUGCCUUGCUGUGCGCCCUCGACUACUGAGCAGGUUCUUCUCCGCACCCCAC